Hansenula ciferrii is the source of this 366-nucleotide messenger RNA. It is a transcript of the gene SML1, whose product is annotated as ribonucleotide reductase inhibiting protein SML1. The transcript has a single exon. The coding region runs from base 1 to 366 and encodes 121 amino acids. The record is from RefSeq and is a predicted model, not a curated record. Lineage: Eukaryota; Fungi; Ascomycota; Saccharomycetes; Phaffomycetales; Wickerhamomycetaceae.
AUGUCACAAGUCAAGAGACAACUCAACCACACUUUACAAUCAUCAGAACAAUAUCCACAUCAAGAAGCUCUAAAAGUUGUACCAACAAGAAUAAGAUACUUUGUCAAUCAAGGAUAUCAAAAUCAACCACAAUUACAAUCACAACAACCAAUACCAGAAUAUAAAAAACCUUUAAGAGUUCCAUUACCUUCUGAUAUAGUUAAACCUCCUAUGCUUUCUGAAAAUACUAGUUCAUUUGGUUCAAGUCUUGAUGAAUGGGAAUCUAAUUUAGAAGAAAGAUUACAAUAUAUUGAUGAAAAGAUGGGUAAUGAUAAGAGUUUUGGACAAGUUGGUGUUAAAAGAGGAUUUGAAAGUGUUGAAUUUUGA